CACAAUAUAAUUUUUAAAGUUCAUUAUAUGUUGAAGUCCAAAUGCACCCUCCCCAAUCAAACUUCCCUUUAUUAUCACAUGUCAACCAUUGACUUUCAAAAUCAUUAGACCAUUUCUCUUUGUUCUAAAAACAUCAUGGCUAAAAACCAAACAAAAACCAAAACCACAAACACAAUAACACCCUCAAGAUUAUCAUGAAUGCCACAGCCUCCGGCCCGGAUCCGAAUUCCUCCGGUGACGGGUUCCUCGGGUCACAAAACUUUGGUGGAUUCGCCUAUGGCAUCGGAGUCUCAGCUGGCAUAUUGUUGUUGAUAACGACAAUCACCCUAACGUCUUACUUUUGUACGAGGCAUCAAACAACCGUGGAACGACCACAAAGGAGACAUAGGAAUAAUAAUGAGGAAUCACAAGUGGUAGUGGUCGUGGACGUGGAUGUGGACGUAGGGAUUGAUGAGGAAACCCUAUUGAGUUUUCCGAAAUUGUUGUAUUCGGAAGGUUAUAAGAAUAUUCACAAGGAUUCUACCGCGAGUACUUGUUGUUCGAUAUGUUUGGCUGAUUAUAAGAAUAGUGACAUGUUAAGGCAAUUGCCUGAUUGUGGCCAUUUAUUUCAUUUGAAAUGUGUGGAUCCAUGGUUGAGGUUACAUCCAACUUGUCCUGUUUGUAGAACAUCUCCAUUGCCAACACCACUAUCUACUCCUCUAGCUGAAGUUGUUCCUUUGGCAACUAGACCUAUUGGAUAAAGUGACAUUCAAAUUCAAUGUUUUUCGUAGGGUUUGAUAUCCAUUUUUGGGCUUCGAUUAGUCCAGAUUUGAGGCGAAAUAGCGUCUACCAACCACUUUUCGACCUUGUUUUCGAAAAAUAUUUAAUGUCAUGGGUUUCAAGUUCACAGGUGAAGCUCUAGGAAAAUUCAAUGAUUUGAAGGUCUUGUAUCCACUUUUGGGAUCGAUACUUUUUGGCUGGCCUUAUGUUUUGACAAAUAGUUAAUGUCAUGGGGUUUCAAAUUCAUAGGUGAAACUCUAAGACAUUAUCAUGGAGUUUUACUUGUGGAAUUCGAAAUUUCAUAAUAGUGGCUAUUUUUUCAAUUACAAGGACGGAAAAGUAGCUAUUUUGUGAAUUUUAUCCGGAUUCGUGCUGGAAAGUCCCAUUUUGAGCGUAAAAGUACUUGCUAUAGAAGGUGAUUCCCAUUCUUAGUACUCGAACGUGGAACUUCUGGUAUUUUUUCUUCUUUUAUGUAUAGUACUGUAGACUAACGAUCUCCUUUCUUCUUCUAAAUUAUACUAUGUA
Solanum dulcamara is the source of this 1284-nucleotide messenger RNA. Its product is annotated as RING-H2 finger protein ATL70-like. The transcript has a single exon. The record is from RefSeq and is a predicted model, not a curated record. The coding region runs from base 195 to 740 and encodes 181 amino acids. NCBI's taxonomy places the organism in Eukaryota, Viridiplantae, Streptophyta, Magnoliopsida, Solanales, Solanaceae.